This is a messenger RNA of Monoraphidium neglectum, 717 nucleotides long. RefSeq lists its product as hypothetical. NCBI's taxonomy places the organism in Eukaryota, Viridiplantae, Chlorophyta, Chlorophyceae, Sphaeropleales, Selenastraceae. The coding region runs from base 1 to 717 and encodes 238 amino acids. The transcript is spliced from 3 exons. Gene Ontology annotation, molecular function: calcium ion binding. The record is from RefSeq and is a predicted model, not a curated record.
AUGGCAGCGGGCUUUUUGAAGGCGCGGGAGUACUUUGAUAACAUGGACCUCAACGGGGACAAGCUGAUCGACAUUGACGAGUUCACCACCAUGAUUGACGUGUACGAAUUCAUGCUUGUGUUCGUGGUGAUCCAGCUGCUAAGCCCCGAGCGCGCGCAGCACCUGCCCCCCGAAAUCCACAAGACGCUGGAAAUUGUCGAGGACGCCUUCUGCUGCUUCGACGCGUCCGAGGACGGCUACCUCGAGCCACAGGAGGUGGCCGAGGUGCUCUGCACGUCAAACACCCCCGGCCGCGCGACACGCGCGCUGUCCGACAAGCUCUUCGCCCAGCUCGACUUUGACGGCUCCGGCGGCAUCAGCUUCAAGGAGUUCCUGAUCGGGCUGGAGAAGAUGGUGAUGGAGGAGUACGCUGAUGACGAGGACGGCGAGGCGGGCGGGGGCGGCGCCGGCGGGCCGGAUGCUGAUGAGGAGGAGGCGAGACUGGUGGAGGCUGCCAAGCGGCUUGCGGCACAGCAGCGGGCGCCGGGCGCGGGGGCCGGCGGCGGCGGUGGCGGGCAGAGGCGGCGCGGGCAGGCGGAGGAGGCGCGGCCCAGCGGCGACGGGCCGCGGAGGGGCAGCGGCAGCAGCGGCGGCAGCGGCGGCCGUGCGCACAGCAGCGAGGGCCGUGGACACAGCAGCGAGGGCCGCACGCGCCACGAUGCUGAGGGGCGGCACUGA